CUAGAUUUUACAAAAAGAGGGUUGAGUCGUUGUUUAUUUCACUUUGCGAAACAACUCAAUAAAAUGUUUAUUUGCGUUUAUCAUGCUAUAAAUUUGUGAGAAAUAAUCAUUGGAUGUAAUUUGGAAUAGAAAAAGCGCUGCAAUGUGGGUUAAGCCGCAGGAAAUUUUCCUGAAAACUGCGCUGUGGGACAGCGACAAGACGACUCUGUAUUUCGUUUUGCAAAGGAGGAAAGGUCAUGGAAAAUCUAAGGGUUUGUCUUCGCUUUUAGUUGGAACUCUAGAUAGUGUUCGAGACACGAAACCGGCGCCUUUUAGGAUACUGCAUCAAACACCCAAUUCUGAGGUGUAUUAUGUAAUAUCUACGGCGCUGACGGAACAAGAGAUCCGACAAGAUUGGCAGUGGUUAAUAGACAAUGUGAGCCCAACACUGCACUCUUUUGACACAGAGGAAGAGGUUACAGAGUUUGUUUGUUGCAAAAUAAACUCCAUUAUAGCCACUGAGCAAGAAAACUUCACAGAAGAUGAAGAUACUAUUACCUACAAAAAUGUUGACUACGAAUUUCACCAAAGAUUCAAUAUGCCAAAGGAUGAGAAGUUGGUCUGCUACUACUCUUGUAGCUACUGGAAAGGCAAAAUGUUUCGUCAAGGUUGGAUGUACCUGUCAGUGCACUACAUGUGUUUCUAUUCAUUCAUCUUCGGACGUAAAACCUCCAUAAAGAUCCGGUGGGCUGACGUGACGGAGCUCACUAAGACAAACAGUCUUUUGUUUCCGGAUUCUAUUAAAGUUGUGACAAGAGAUGAUGAAUAUUACUUCACUCUGUUUCUAAGGAAGAAUGAGACAUUUGCUUUGAUGCAGCAGUUAGCUAAUAUUGCAAUGAAACAGUUAAUUGAUGAUAAGUCAGGCUCAUUCAAUAUUGACAAGGAUCUCUUGACAAAACUGAGCAAAAAUGUACCAAAGAAGCCAUCAUUCCUGAAAAGAGACUUGGAUGCGAGGAAGCAGUCGAAUUUGUACACUUUGAAGUUCCGUUUGCCCCAGAAUGAGAAGCUGGAUGGUACAGAAGAAUGUACACUUUGGACUCCGUACAAUAAAAGGCAUAACUGGGGCCGACUAUAUCUGUCGCAAAACUUCAUUUGUUUUGAUAGUCGGGUCCGUAACCUAGUCCGUCUGACCAUACCAUUGCGCAACGUGCACCAAGUGGAGCGGGCAGACGGCGCCGGCACGGGUAGCUCCGGCGAUUCUGGCAGCAUCCUCAUCACCACAGCGCACCACACCAGCUUCCUCUUCGGAAACAUCGCCGACAGGGACUUCCUUGUGCAUAAGAUAUCCGAACUUCUCGCCAAGUUGCCUAAUGUUUUGUUUAGGGAGAAGGCGACGAAGGCGGUGGCGCGGGCCGAGGACGGCGAAGGCACGCAGUGGUCGCCGCAGCCGCCGCUCAUGACGCUCUUCAAGACACACCAGACUUCGCCAAUCAAGCAGAUCCAGCAGAAGAAGGAGAAGCAAUGGGAGGACCACAUGCAAGAAGUGGGUCGUGGGAUCAGCAUGUACCAAACCACGGCCGGCAGUGAAUUAGUCAUCAACGGUAUACCCGAGUCCCUUCGCGGAGAGCUCUGGAGUGUAUUCUCAGGGUCUAUACUGCAGAAGGUCCAGAAUAAAGGACUCUAUGAGAAGCUGGUGAACGAAGCCUUGUCGUCCAAAAACCAGGCAAAUGAUGAGAUUGAAAGGGAUCUGCAUAGAUCGCUGCCUGAGCAUCCCGCGUUUCAGAAUGAUGUUGGUAUAUCAGCUCUAAGGCGAGUACUAUGCGCAUACGCUUUAAAGAACCCUACAAUUGGGUAUUGCCAAGCUAUGAACAUAGUCGCCUCCGUGUUGCUGAUCUACUGCCCUGAAGAACAAGCCUUCUGGCUGUUAGCUACCAUCUGUGAGACGUUGCUUCCUGACUAUUAUAAUACCAGGGUGGUCGGGGCUUUGGUAGACCAAGGAGUCCUAGAAGACCUAACAGCAGCACAUUUACCAGAGCUUCAAGCCAAGCUUGAUGAGCUGGGUAUGAUGAAGAUGAUCUCCCUAUCAUGGUUCCUGACCCUCUUCAUAUGCGUCAUGCCUUAUGAGUGUGCUGUCAAUGUGAUGGAUUGUUUCUUUUAUGACGGCGCUAAGGUUAUUUUUCAGGUGACGCUAACAAUUUUGGACAUAAACCGAGAUAAGCUGCUGAAGUGCACGGAAGACGGGCAAGCCAUGCAGGUGCUGAACGAGUACCUGGAAGGCAUAUACAAUGACGAGGCCAUGGCUCUGUCUACUGAACCGCGCACUGCUGACAGGACAAUAAAAAUCCAAGAGCUAAUCUACAAGUCGUAUACAACAUACGGGAGCGGUGUGUCGAGCGAGUGUAUAGAGCACUUGCGCUUGAAACAUCGUCUGCGUGUCGUGAGGCAGUUGGAAGAUAGUCUCGAGAGGAAUACGCUGCGGGCGUUGCAACAGGAUCGGUUGUUAGACGCUAAUGAACUACAGGAAUUACUAAGUGUAAUACGAGAGGAGUUGCUAUGGGCAAAGCGCGUUCCUUGCGAGCGACUAGAAGCGCCCUACGAAGCGUACAGACUAGACUACACGCAGUUCAAAACACUGUUCACUGCCUUGUCCCCCUGGGCUAAGGGUGAUUUUGCUGAAGCUAUCACUGCUAGGAUGUUCAAGUUAAUGGACAAAGAAGGCUCGGGCUACGUGAGUGCGCGCGGGCUGAGCGUGGCUUUAGGACUGACGACGCGCGCCGAAGCUUCGCGGCGACUACGCGCGUUGUACUGUGCGCACGCGCCGCCGCUGCUGUCCGAGCUAGACCUGCAGCCCACACACUUCACUGACACCGGCGAGGAGCUCGCUACAGAUGCCAUAUCCUUCUUUGACAGCAUCGAGAAUCCGUCAACGCCCGAGCCAGUGGACCCGGCUCUGAAGCGCUCCAUCAGCCAAGUCUGUGGAGAUGGCAACCACAUGGACAAGUCCACUGAUAGCGCCAAUAGCCAAUCAGGCUCAUCAGAGCCGUACUUAGCAGAGAGCGUGCGCGCCUGCGCCCUUGCGGGGCUGGCAGCGUCGGCGCCCUCCACCCCGGGCAGCUGCGGCGCCGCUCCCCCCGCCGCCCCGCCUCUGCCCCGGGCACACUUCUUACAGCUGCUGGCCGCCACACACGCCAUCACCAUGCACAGCGAGCCCGUGUACCAGGCCGUCGUCCGCGCAGGUACCCUGUUACUGCAACUGGGCGCGUUGACGCAGCGUCCCGAUCUCGACCGAGAGAUAUCACAGGACAGCCUGUAUCUCGCUGCUGCCGCCAAACAACUCGUUAUUGACGAGGUGGAUCCCAAUGGCAACCCUCAGCCGCCUUCAGAGCCAGUACAAAAUCCCCCGGAGCCGUCCCCUUCAAAGGAUAAGGAAGACCCUGAUGGAGUGUGGUCAAUAACCCUAGAGCAGUUCUUAGCCACCAUGCUCGCGGAGGAGGAACUAGAAGAGUUCUUCAACAAACAAGUGUCUCUCUUGCCAGCGUUAGAGGCUCUAAGACAGAGGGACAGGCUACACUCCAUGUCAUAGCCAGAAAUCACCUCAUUCGGAUUGUAAAUGUAUCUUUAAACAUGCAUUUAACAGAUGGGUAGAUCUUCGAACACCGGUGGUAAAUCUCAUUACCGUUAAUGCAAAAAUACAUAGAUUUACUACUACCAAAGUGGGACGCAAAGUUACUGUUAAUAUAGCGACGUUGACAGUACUUUACGACAUACAUAAGUUCUAACUACAUAUUUGUAAAAAAUAAAUUAAGAAUAUUUUUGCGUUCAUGGUAACGAUAUUGACUUCCGGUGUUCGAAGAUCUACCCGUGUAUGCUUGUUCUGUGUAAAGUUAUUUUUUUAUUUUAGGUCAUAAUCAAAUACCUUUAGUAUCUUAAAUCACGGUAUAUUUUGAAAAACGAUUUCGCUAGUAUCGCGAAACGUAUUUUCGAACGCAUGUUGUUCCGAUGCUUUGCGCACUACGAAAUUUUUUUUUGUUACCAUGAAGUUUGUUAAUUAUGGUUUUUACUGACAGUUGUGCUUAUAAUACAACUUUACUGUAUUAUGUUUAAGUAAGAGUGAUUUUCUGUUGUAGAAGUCAAUUUGUUGGCCAAGUGCUAAAACUUCCUAUUCGCAAAAUGCCAUUAUAUCUAUUCACGAAAUACACUAUUCGUAAAAUUCAAUAUUCAUUGGAUGAUACCCUAUUCGUGAAAUACCGUGUUCUAUAUAAGGUAUAUCUUUCAGGAGUAAGGUGUUUUGCGAAUAGGUCGUUUUACUAAACCACAAUUUUGAGCGUUUAUAUCGACGAACGUUUUUAUGCAAUAUAUACCAAUUAUUUCACUAUGUAAAAUAUUUAGGUAAUAUGUAAAUAACAAAACAUAUGUUAUGUAAAUUUAUGUUUUCUUUUUUCUAAUCAAUUUAUUGUUUUAGUACAUAAAUACUUGUUUUUGCAGGGCAAUAAAACCUUGUUUGUAUAAUAA
Pectinophora gossypiella (pink bollworm) is the source of this 4491-nucleotide messenger RNA. RefSeq names its product TBC1 domain family member 9 (gene Tbc1d8-9). Lineage: Eukaryota; Metazoa; Arthropoda; Insecta; Lepidoptera; Gelechiidae. The transcript is spliced from 19 exons. The record is from RefSeq and is a predicted model, not a curated record. The coding region runs from base 143 to 3562 and encodes 1139 amino acids.